AUGGAUUUCUUGUGCCUGCUCUCGGCGUCACUGGUUCCGGCAGAUUCCAUCGCGCCUCUCGCGUGCACCUUCGCCGCAGUAGACGCGAGGAGGAUGGAGGACCUGAACAGGAAGCUGCUGGCGCAGUCCGAGAGCGUGAAACGUGAUCUGGCUGCCCUGAAGGACACACGGAACCACAGCUCUCGUCUGCUGCAGCAGCUCAACCACGAAAAGGUCAGGCUGGAGCAGCGCAUCGCCGCCAAUACCGACACCGUACGCAGGAUGUAUGAAGCUCUCCAGGCCAAGCAACGCGAGGCCGCCGCCGCCCUGGCCGCCGUCAACACGCCGCCGCGCGGAGAGACCGAGCCGCGGUUCGGCGCGGAAGCCAGGCUCGACCAGCGCAUCGUGCGAUUCAGGGAGUUGGAGGGCACGCUGCCACCGAGCAGCGACGCCAGAUCCGCGGGA
Messenger RNA from Acanthamoeba castellanii str. Neff, 444 nucleotides. RefSeq lists its product as uncharacterized. The record is from RefSeq and is a predicted model, not a curated record. Lineage: Eukaryota; Discosea; Longamoebia; Acanthamoebidae. The transcript has 2 exons. The annotation marks the transcript as partial.